Messenger RNA from Porites lobata, 20400 nucleotides. The record is from the annotation of a GenBank genome assembly. Lineage: Eukaryota; Metazoa; Cnidaria; Anthozoa; Scleractinia; Poritidae.
UUAUAUUCAUUUUAUUUAGCGGAUUCUGAUGAUGAAGAUUUUGACUUGAUUCAGCCAUCGCUGAUCCAGCAAUUAAGGAAAAUCUUAGAUGAAUACCCAGACGACGGACAGGUCUUGAAGGUAAAGUUGGAUUCUUUUUUUUGACAUUAUACUCUAGCAAAUUACCAAAUGAAUGUGAGUAUAAAAGACGAUGUUAGUCUUAUAACGCAGGUGAAGUGUAAAGGCUUAUUCUUAUGUGGAAGGACAAGCCUUGCGAGACUGGUGCUCAAGUUCAUUAAAAAUUUUCGCGCCUGUCAAAAGAAAGGCCAUCCUCUGAUAAGGUCAUCCAGGACAUCCAGGCAGAUCUAGUUUGUUGACGCUAUCCAUGUCAUGGUGUAAGUCAAACUUGCUCCAGGCGAUGUCACUAUAAUCAAGUGGUGGAAAAAUUAUAGUGCUGUAAACAAGUAUUGCUAGCUCUUUUAUCAUGAAAGCUCUAACACAGCUUUUGGUACUAACUCUUGUCGUCACCUUGUUACUCACAUACUCCGUGUGAACCUUUCAUUUGACACAGUGUUUAAACACCUACCAGUAGCCCGGAGAUAUGAAAGUAGGUUUGCAAGUUGCGGCCGUUCCGCGAAGAUUUAGACUAAAACCACAAUCACCCUCCUUCUUAUUGAACUUCAUCAAUUUCAAUUACUUCAUCUUAAAGUUUAUACUAGCUGUUUACCGUUCCUUAAUGAUAGCCAUGCAUUGCUCUGUAGACUAGUUGUGGUGUCUUUUGUUUUUUAUAUUCAAGGAACUUAUUCAAAAUGCGGAAGAUGCGGGUGCCACACAAGUCAAAUUUCUGCACGACAAACACAGCUAUGGAACAGAUAAGCUCUAUAAUGAGGAACUGGCAAAAUUUCAGGUACUACUUUCUCAGUUCGUUUUAAUCUCGAACCUGAAGAAAGCACCAGUUCAUGAGUUUCGUUGAUGAACAUCGCGAUAUCUGUCCAACCAGCCCUGCUUUGUGCUGCUGUCCCGGAACACUUAAUUUAUGUAGUAAUUCUCGCUCCCUCUCGCUGCACUUCACAACACACACCGAGGCUCUCUUAAGCUUUAGAUAAAGUUAACGUCUUUAUGGUGAUCUGAUGAGCUUUAUAGUUUAGUUGUCCCUCUGUUAAUUGCCACUUUUUCUUAGCGGGUCCUUGCCUCAGUCCUGGUAGACAGAUUUACUCUUGUUUCAAAAUCUUUAAAACGGUCCUCUUCCUUUAACGGCCUCUUUUGUCUGUUCUUAAGAUGUUCCUUAUGAAGAGGUUCCACUGCGCUUGAGAAAUCGUACCAAAGGCAUGCAAAUAUAACUAUAAGAGUUAGGGAACUUAAUAUAUCCUUUUACUUGUAUAUAGGGUUCAGCACUUUAUGCCUACAACAACUCGAAAUUUAAAGAGAAAGACUGGACAGGCAUCCGACUAGUCUGUGAUAGUAUCAAAGUGGAAGAUCCCAUGAAAGUUGGUCGCUUUGGUUUCGGAUUCAAAUCUGUCUUUCACAUGACAGGUAAAGCAAAAUACCAUCAAAGUACUUGUGAGCUGAAGAUGAAAAUUAUUUUUUGUCGUUUUUUUUUAUUAGUAAGUUACAAAAGAAUGACGACCAAUCUUCCGCCACAUCAGCGAUGUGAAAAACCUCUUAGACGUCAGCGAGACAAAAUUACCUUGAGGUAGUAGUUAAAUGCGACUUAUUCAAGGUUUGCGGCGCCAGGACACUUGUAAAAAUAUUCUUUAGAAAAUUUAUAAUAAAGUCUUGAAGUCUUGCAAAAGUCAGUAAGUGGUCUGAAUUGACGGAAAGCUACAGUAUGGUUGAACAACGGGCAGCAGUAACUAGACUUUAUUACAAAGCUAUCUCCGUUUAAAUUUACAUCCAAAUUCACAUUUCACUCUUUUAUUUGUAAUCAGUUUAAUUCUUAACUGGCCCUAUGACGUUCCGAUGCGGACCAAAUUAUACCGAUGGUAAAAACAUGUUGAAAACAUAAUAUACCUAAGUCGAAACUUAUAAAAUGCAUUAAACGCAAUAAAAAAUAUGUGUGGAGGUUUGCAAAAUGUAUGUUCAUUGAUGAAAAAAUACUAAGGUAAUGUCGUGACUACAACCAAGAGUCGAAAUUUUGAAAUGUGAGUCGAAAAAAAUGUCGAGGGAGAGAUAACGCUGACCAGUUGAACAGUAGCAAAAAGAGAAGACCCUGAGGAGAUGGGAUAAAAUCAUCGUCCAUAAAGCGCAGAAAAUGUCACAUGCUUUUGCCUUUCGAAUGCUCUUUCUAUCGUCGUGAUAUCGCUUCUGAUUUGCAAGACUGUCCGACUUGUUGUGGAGAACUUGUAACACUGCAAUGGGUGACAGACCGCACAUCUAUAACGGCGUGAAAACGUCUGUCUUUCUUUUGCCCAUCGCAGCCGGAGAUUAUCAGCCCCUCUGUUAUGGUUGACAAGGUUGGCUUGCGAAUUUUCGGUAGAGUGUAGAAAUCUGGUAUUUUAGCUGAAUUCAGUGUUUGAUUAGGUGUUUGGCCUUUUGUUGUCAUGUCAUCAAUAUGUUUUUCACGGUCUUCACGGUGUAGAUCCGUAAUGAGGCGCAAGACCUUGCUGUGCGUUUCUUUCACCAUUGGAUCAACGAGAGGUCUGAAGUUAUGUAAGUCAACGAUUUUUAUCCUCUCCUGUUUUGUCAGUUUUGUUCAUGACUUCUGUAUAGUGCUUCCCUUGUCCUCUUCUUAACUGAUUUGUCUCGUUGAACCAGUGUGUCAAGGGCACCCAACGACCGAAUUUUUCCAAACAUAGUCAUAAAUGUCUAAAAUAGAUUUCCCUAUGCUUUUGUUUCGUCAAUUUGGAGCUGCCCUAAAAAUUACUUAUCUGUUCGGAUGUUUUAGGGGAACUUUGGCCGUCUCGAAAGUUUUGGCUAUCCCGACGCUUCUUGUCGAAACUGCGAGGACACGGAGUCAUCAUACUUUCAUUAGAAAAUAUUAGGGGACGAGUUUCCCUUAUAUCGAAAUUUUUAGGUGACCUUUUUUUUUUACCAAUAAUCGCCAGUUCUUAGGGAUAAAAUCUGAAAAAUCCAACUCCGAAAAGCGUUGGGAAGCUAAUAGAAAAAGUUCCAAGUAUUUUAGAUGAAUGGAAAGGUUUUCCAGAAAUAUUUAGCUUUACUUUUUUAUAGAAAUUUCUAGGCUAUAUUUGCUCCUUCGAAAAAAUAUUUUGCAAAAAACUGUCGUUGGGUGUCGCGGUGGGUUCCACUCAUAUUUAACACAGAAGGCGGGUGAACUUCUCUAUUUCUAAACAAACGUAAGUCUUAGCAACAGAGUUGCAAUUGUCGUUUCGUACUUGUCAAGGCGCCGAAAUGGGACCUUCCAUCUUUCAUAUGACCCUGAACUAGUAGCUGCGUUUCCGAGUCCUGCUAAUCUACAAUAGGGACUUUUAGCAUCGCAGUUUUCGGGGAGAGGGCAACGUCAUUGACCGAGGAGGACUAAGAAUAGUUGACACCGUUCCUGCCAAAAUCAAAAAUACUUUAGCUGACACCUUCUGUUCGACGGGGUAAACAUAACAAAAAUCAACACGAAAUUUAGAGUGAGGAAAAAGAAUUUAGUGAUAGAUGACAAGUUUUAAAGAACUCUGCGAUCUCCUGGUGACAUGUAAUGACAGUAAGAUUAUCUCAGACGAAGAAUUUCUUACUUUGAAUGAUUCGCUCCAGUCUGAAAAUUCCGAUUUCGACUACGAGUGCUAUUCUGCCUUUGAUCUUGCGGAAAUGAGCAUAGCGGAUUAUUUUGCAGAAUUUCGUUUUGAAGAGCAAGACAUACCUCGUCUUCCCCAAGCACUAAAACUCCCCUCAACUUUUAGAUCUACCUCAUUGAUCUCUGUGUUGUAUCCCUGUACUGUAUGUCUAAGAGCCAAGUAAGAAUUCAAGCACGUCUAUUGUAAACACGAGCCUUUAUUAAAAGCUGCUUAAAGUCCAAACAUGAACAGAAUAACAAAGGAAUGGUCUUGAGUGCUUCAUGACUUAUUAAUGCAUAAAAAGGCCCUCCCUUCAACUCUUAUUUUAAGAGAGACUCUUGCUAUAUAUUGAAGUUUGAAAGGCCAAGUUUCAUUUUUUUUUUCUACAUUUAAGCUUAUACACAACAAAUAAAAAGUGACGUUCACUUAUCGUCGAGAAUUUUCUGAACCAUAGCAAGGAUCAUCUGCCGCUGGUUUCUGCGACAGUGUUUGAAACACCUGCUGCUGGCUUUGUUGCUCCUGCUUUCUUAUUUCUAGCUCCUGUUGUCUAAUUUCUCUGUCAGCUUCUGACUUCUCGCUUAAGAAGUCUACGAGUGGCUUCGCACAUCGGCCUGACUUGCUCCGCUUGUCGGUAGAUCCAUCCUUGCUUUCGGAUUUUCGCUUAUUCGUUUCUCCUAAGGUCUCCAUCGCCUUCUUUCUCAUUUUUUCAGCCGUAUCUUUUUCCUGUUGUUUGAAUACAGUUUCGGCUUCCGACGCUGCCGCGGUGUCUUCUCUGUAAACUAGCUCCUCAAUUAGAGCUUCUUUCUCUGUCAAGUCGUUCACAGCAAUUCCACUCGCAUUUUCUUCCUCGCGAAUUUUCUUGGUAAACUUUUUCCUUAGUGACAUCCAUCUCUUUCUCACUGCUCUUUUGUCUUUAAGUUGAAACUCUUGAGACUCCAAUCCAUUGACCGUCGAUACUAUUGCCUCCCAAGCUAGGCCACGAGCUGAGCUUCCUUUUUUGUGAGCGAAAACAUUGAAGCAUAACAUUUCCCUCAACGUGAAAACAUCUUUUUCCUCCGUCCAUUCCAUCGGCCUUAAAGAAAAGUUAUCGUAAUUUAAGAUCACUUAAUUAUUCUAUAUAAAAUUAAAGCUUUUCGGUAACUUUUGCUCUAUUUCUUACUUUGUUUUUGAUCGCUCCCUUGUCUCGUCCACUGCAGCCAUAUUUGACCUUAAACUUCACUCAACUUCACCCUAAAAAAAAAAACAGAUAAAAAAUUGCUCAUCUUUGGCCUCGCCAUCUCGAUAGACUAUGAAAAGAGACUCUUUCUUCAUUUUGAAGGCAUUUGAGCCUAAAAUAAAUGUAAUAUGCUAAUAUAAAUGAAAAAGAAACCAGAAGUCUACUCAUGUUUUCUGCGUAACGCGGAAAACAGCUUUUUGGCGUCGGCACGGACCUUGCACAACGUCGCGCCAAAACCUACGACGCGAACCGGAAAUAAAAAUCACUUCCGGUCGCCGUCGCCGUCCCAAAAUGCUCUCGUGCUAAGGGUCCCUAAUAUUUGGUAGCCAACGAACCGCAACUUUCGAUGUUGCCUAGGUCGAAGACAUCAAUUGACAACAAACUGGUUAGCGUUCUCUCUUUCUCGAUCACGUUUUUUAAUUGUCGUUUCGUAUUCGUCAAGGCGCCGAAAUGGGAGUUCCCAGCUUUCGUAUGGCCCUGAACUAGUAGCUGCAUUUCAGAGUCCUGCAAAUCUACAAUAUUUGGUAGCCAACGAACCGCGACUUUCGUUGUUGUCUAGGUCGAAGACAUCGAUUGACAACAAACUGGUUACUGCGCUUUUCACAAACAUGCGAAUUCUGAAGUUCAAAAGCCGCCUUCACAAUUGCGUUUUUCGCUGCCGUCAAUCAUCUUAACGGACCUCUUAGGAAACAAAACUUUACUUCAACGGUUCAAAAGGUCAUGGUUUGUGAUUUGUGAUUGGUGGAUUUUGAUCUAUUUCAUGUGUUUGUGUGUUUCAAGGUUCAUUGCUUGUGAUCGUAAUUAUGACUGACGGCAGCGAAAAACGCAGUUGUGAAGUCGGCUUUUGAACUUUAGAAUUCGCAUGUUUGUGAAAAGCGCAGAAACGUUCUCUCUUUCUCGAUCACGUUUUUCUUUUAACUCGACUCAUUUUUUUUUCAACUCAACUCGCUUUUUUCUCGAAUCAAAUUUUAGAAUUUCGACUCGUGUUUGUAGUCACGACAAUUAAUUAUUGCUUAGUGUUUUUUCGUUCGAAAACCUACAUUUUGCAAUGUAGAUCCAUAUUUGUUACUGCAUUCGAUGUAUUUUACAAUUUUCGACUUACGUAUUAUGUUUUCAAUAUGUUCUGUAACAUCGUUAUGAUUUUGUCUGAAAAGAAACGUUAUACUGGCCGUUGUAUCUAAACUAUUUGAAAUUCCGUAUUGAGGCUGUCUUUCGGAAACUUUCGUAAUAGUGAGCUGUUGUCCACAUUAGAGCGGUGUCCGUAAUAGAGAGGUGUCACAGUUAGUAUGGCGAGGUUGGAAGUGAUACAUAUUAUUUGGCCCUUUCUCCCCUCAGAUUUGCCAAGUUUGAUUAGUGAUUCGCGGAUUGGCUUCAUUGAUCCUCAUGGCGUUCAUUUUUCGGACAGGCGUCGCAUAAGAACAGGGAAGUACUGGCGACUUGAAGAAGGCCGCGCGUCCAUCGAUAAGUUUUGUGACCAAUUCCUUCCUUACAAAGGCAUAUUCAACUGCACGGAUGAAGUUUUCUCUCAAGGAUUCUAUGAUGGAACUCUAUUCCGUUUUCCACUCAGAAUGGAACCCUCGAAGCUUUCAGAAACACUCUACAACGCAGAUAAGAUGACGACGUUGUUUGAGAGUUUCAAAGCCGAUGCUCCCUUGAUUCUCCUGUUUUUGCAGAGUCUGGAAUCUGUUGAGCUCUAUACCAGAGAGGAAUCAGAUUCCAGUCCCAGUAAAAUCUUUCAAGUGAAGAUUGCGGAGAAAAGCCUGCAGACAGUUCGUGCGAAGAGGAAGGAGUUUCUGAAGAAAAUGACUCCUGGAAAAGUGAGGCCCGAAUCAUUUGCAGUGAGCUACCCAAUGACCAUUGAAACAAAUAAUUUCGAGACGCACUUGACGGAGAAACAUUCAUUCUUUGUUACAAACUACCUCUGUGGUGGGCAAGUAUCUUCAACGUUCAAAACGUUGAUGACAGAUAAGGAUCUCAAUUAUCUCCCCACAGUUGGUGUUGCCAUGGCAUUGCCAGAAGGUCCACAGUUGCAGACGCCUGAUAUCCAAGGCCACGUCUUUUGUUUCUUGCCGUUACCAAUCCAGACGAAAAGCUUAACUGGUUUGCCAGUGCACGUUAAUGGUUUCUUCGCUUUGAGUCAGAACAGGCGUUACAUCAAGUCUCCAAAUGCAGAUCAAGAAAAUCGUCAGAAGGCAGGACGUAAGAUGACUGAUAAGUCCUUGUUAUGGAAUAAGUGUCUUCUCGAGCAAGCCCUUCCUAAGGCUUACGCCACCAUGAUUUUGGAAGCCAUAGAGGAGAAGUCAGUUUUCAUUUCCAAGACCGCAAUCUAUAAGUAAGUAACAUGCUUAAAUAAAGCCCUAAUCAACUUUGUUUCCUACUCAAUGUUUUUUACUCCUGUAAAGAUCAUCGUCAGUUGUUAACGAAUAUCUUCAGUUGUACGAUACUUGAAAAGAAUCGUUUACUUGCUUAAAAUAUUUGGUGAAAUAGAAAAAAGCAUCAUUUCCUUUAACUUCAAAAGGAAGUUGAGCAAGUACAAGUACUGUUUCUGAGUUGCUAGAUCGGUCAAAUGACGUCUGUUAGAUGGAUAGAGACUUCUUCAUUUUCUGUCCAGUUGUCGAGAACAAAUUCAUAUGUUUUAAAAGACGAUGAGGACUUACUUUUUCCACCGCUAUCCUGACUGAAGCUUUUUUGGGAAAAAAUACUUUUUUCAACUCCAACUUAAGAAAAGAGGAUAAGAUUAAGUAUGAGUGAUAAUCCAUAGAAUACAUGCAUUCAGAGGACAUAACAUAACAGUUUGUCGAAAUGAAUUGACUUAGCUGAAAAGCUACUGAUAAAAGGAUAUAUAGUACAAUACAAAGAUUAAUCAUAGCUUCUAAAAAUAUUUUAUUGUAUUAGAUUAAGACGAUAACGCCUUCACAAUUACCGUUCAUUCAAUUGAAACUCUUACAAAUGAUCAUAAUGUUUAUUAUUUGUCCCUAUUAACUGAAUAAGUAUCGCCGGUCUGUCAAAAACCACUACCUACAGCGAGAGUGAGAUAUUUUUUUGUUUUGUUUUUGCUGUUCACAUAAAAAGGCCUUGCUCAUUCAGUUCAAGGUAUAGAAAUUUUUAUAUCUCGUUUCAGAGCGUGGCCCGAUAUUGGCAUUAUAGACAAGCAGUGGAAAGGGCUUGAGGAACCUCUAUUUCGGUUUCUUUUGGCAAAGAAAGUUGUUCACACCGAAGCAAAAGGUGGCAAAUGGCUGGAAGUUUCAGAAGCGCUUUUUCAGCGUCGAACAGACGGCGGACAACAUCAACUGCUUCGGAAGGUUCUGUUAUCCGUUGGUGCUCCUGCUGUCACUGUACCAAGUCACGUACUGAAGGCUGUGGAUGUCUAUGCACCAGGUCAAACGGAAAUAACCCCUCCUCUGACACGGCGCGUGUUAAGGAAGGUACCAUCAUGCUACACCGGCCUUGAUAAGACAGAAAAGCUGCUGCUUCUCCAGUUCUGUCUUAGUGAUCGUGCUUUUGAAGAUCUGGUUAGCUUGCAGCUUUUGCCAUUGGCCAAUGGAACAUUUGCCAAAUUUGACAGUCGUGCUACGACAGUUUACAUUACCUCUCCCGAACAUUCUCAAGAACUUUUUCCAGGCUUGCCUGAGAGAUUUUUGCAGAACGACUUGGACGAAGAUAUUUAUGGAAGCCUAAGAUGCACAGCUUCUGAAGGUAUGCCUCUCAUAACAUGUGUCAUUUCUUCCCAAACUAGAUUUAAUCUAUACUUAGGAAGGCACUAUUAAGCUUAUCUUAAAUCUAGCCAUGUGCUGGAGCACUUUUUAUGUUAAGCACCACACAGGCUCAUUUUGUUAGGAUUAAAUCCCCCAAAAUCUAGAUACUUUAACUCUACUUUAGUGUAAUUAACGCUUGCAUCAAGAUUUAUAGUUCUGAUUAUUAAAUCCCUGAAUUCGUUGUAUCAGGAGUUGGGCGCCAAAAUUUAGUUCGAUCAGUGUAAUUAACUGAGAAAUACAACAUGAAAUGUAAAAGCUGUCAAUUAUUAGGUAAUUAUGAGAUAAAUAACUUGCUGUUAUUGAGUCAAAUUGGUCUUUCAAUCGAGGUUUAUUUUCUUUGAUAAAGAGCAUUUUGUAUAUAAAGCAACCCGGCUUUCGACGGCAUUUUUCAGGGUUUUAAUCGCCGAAUGUUCAUAUUCGUUGAAACUUUCAACAAGAUUGCGGCAUGUUUAGCUUAUAUAAUCUGCAUCACAAUAGGAGUUUGAUAAGAUUGUUAAGCGUGUCAUUUUAUGUUUUUCAAAAAUGGUAUUUCUUAUCAGCCUUAGUUUGUCUUUGGAUCUUAAAAAGAAAAGGGGAAAGUUCCUUGCCACUGAUGAGGUCUUCGUCGUGCUAAUGAUUGUUGUGUUUAAACAAACCAGGCCAAACUCAGCUGCAACUCCUUAGAAGCCAUCACGUUCCUGAACUUCUUUGGCAGUCGCUUCCGCCAGACUGGGGAAAAGGCGACUCUGUUUUGUGGUAUCCAGAUGACCCUAGUCACCACCAUCCAACAAGAAGUUGGAUCCAGUCGCUCUGGAAUUAUCUGCAACGCCACUUUACAAGUGAGGCGGAUAUUCGCCGGCUCGAAGGACUACCUUUGAUCCCAGUUAGUAUGUCUCAGACACCUGUUACCUUGACUCGUCUCUCCCGCCCUAGUAGGAUUGUUGUCAAACAGAUGAAUGACGAAUACAUUGAUGAAAUCUUGGAAAAUGUGUUUAAAAGGCUGGGCAUUCUUGUACUGCAUGAUCUACCGACUUUCAUAAGCUACCACCCGGCUGUCAUGGGAACCUACGUGAAUUUACCAACUGUCGAAGAUUCUGUGAAAGCAAUGAUGACAACGUAUUCUAAGUUACCACCUAAAAGGUUUUCUGAAUUCCUUCAGGAAGAACUUUCCACAACAGAAAAGCUUGUCCUAAGAUCUUUUCUUGCGGGUAUCAGACCCUUUUACAUUAGACGGGAAGGAUAUAGAGUCUUCUUGUCUUCCCUGCCAAUUUUUGAGACACUCACCAAGAGGUUCGUUUCAAAGAAUGAUGACCUGAGUGCAGCCCCUGUUGAGGGUCUUCCAGUUACUCCACAGAAAGACCUCAUUGAUAUCUCCAACGAUGAUUCCAGGAUUCUGGCAAAACUCCUACAAGUCAGGAUUCUACAGCCUAUUGAAGUUCUCUGCGAGAUUAUAUUUCCCGGAAUCCAUGAAGGAUACUACGAUGAAGAUCAAAUUGAUCAGGUGAUGCUUUAUGUUCUCGCGCAUUUUACACAUACUAUCCGUAAAAACGAUAACUUCAAGCGGCAAGUUAAAGCUUUAGCCUUUGUCCCAAAGCAGAGAGAAAGGGUCAGGGCAUCAGAUGUGUUUGAUCCCCGAAACGCCACGCUUAAAAAGAUAUUUGCUGAAGAAGAUGUCUUUCCGGUAGGCGAGAUGUACAAUGAUCCAGCUACGCUCGUUGUUUUGGAGGAGCUUGGAAUGAAGAAUGAAGCCAACAUCACUACCAGAGACCUCGUACGAAGUGCUAAACAAGUUAGCAAACUUUCACGUCAACAAACAGCAAGACAGAAGUCUGAAGCAAUUUUACAUUAUCUCACCUUUCAUCCGAUGAUGCUUAAGAAAACAGUCGAUGGAAAAGAGCUGGGAUUGUUACUGAUGAACAUUCAGUGGCUGACUCGGAUGGAACAGAAAGCACCAAGUUUUCCCGCUUCGCUUCCAUGGUGGGAGACUAAAGAAGGAGAUGAAUGCUUUUUCAAGCCAACAGAGUUAAAGAGUUCUGCACUGGUCAAUCUCAUUGGAACUGUUAAACCCGUUAUAGAAUUAGAGCCCUUCAAUGACGUUUCCGAGUACUUUGGCUGGCGAAAACUAGGUGUCUCUGAUGUUGCAUUGCAGUUGAAAAAUGUAAUAAGUUGUUAUUCCAAAGACGAAAAACGAUAUUACUUGGUUAUAUUACACGAAAUUUACUCCUUUCUCAGUCGUGUAGGCUACCAAAACAUAAGUGAGGUAUUUCAAAAAACGGAAAUUGUCAACUGGGUAUGGAAUGGGAAUGGCUUUUCCUCACCUAACGAAGUGCUUUCUGGUGACUCUGCUAUUGAUCUUGCGCCCUACAUACUCCCUCUUCCACCGGAGGUGAAGAUGUUUACUGACCUCUUUGCUCGUUUUGGAGUUAAAUCACAGAGUGAUUCAACUGUCUUAUUGCAGGUUCUCUACGCGAUCAAAGAAAAGUAUGACGUUGAACUGUCUUCAUUAUCAGUUUCUGAAGUGUGCCACGACCUACAGUUAUCUGUUGGCAUAUUGAACAAGUUGGCAAGGGAGGAAUUACCACCAGAUAUUCAAGAAAAAAUUGUUCUUCCUGUUUAUUUCGAUGACAACAAAUGUCUACGAUUUGAACCAGUUGAGCGCUGCAUGUACAGUGAAGACAGCGAGUGGCUGAUGAUCGACGAUGAAAAUGAAGACAUGGAAUACCUCUACGUGCACCCUGACGUUCCUAGCCAUACUGCUCAACGUCUUGGUGUUCCUUCUCUUACAAAUCGAAUGUUGGAGCCUGAGGAACUGUACAUAGGAGAAGAAUUUGGACAGGAAGAGAAGCUUACUACUCGACUCAAUCGACUACUAGAAGACUACACUGAUGGGUUUGCAGUGCCAAAAGAACUAAUUCAGAACGCAGACGAUGCUGGUGCGACUGAGGUUAGAUUUCUUUACGAUGAGCGAACUAACGAGGAUGCCAAAACCUGUCUCAUUGACGAAGGAAUGAAAGGUUGUCAGGGUCCCGCUUUAUGGGUCUAUAACGAUGCAGUGUUUAAAGAUGAAGACUUUAUUAACAUCACGAAACUAAAUGAAGCGACCAAAGCGCAUGAUACUGCAAAGGUCGGCAGAUUUGGACUUGGAUUCAAUGCCGUGUACAACCUGACAGAUGUGCCCAUGUUCGUUAGUAGGAACUACUUGGCGAUCUUUGAUCCUCACACUUCCUUCCUGGGAAAAGCAAUCAGAAACAUAAGAAGACCGGGAAUGAAAAUAAAUCUCAACAAAGACGUCAAAAGACGGAAAAAAUUCAAAAAUCAGUUAAAGCCCUUUUAUGGCAUCUUUGGGUGUGAUUUACGUCUCGAGAAACAAGACAACUCAUUUGACGGAACCCUUUUUCGGUUUCCACUGCGGACGAAAGAUCAGGCUUCAGCGAGUGAAAUUAAGAAGUUAUGGUACAACCAAGAGCAGAUGCGCGAAUUGUUGCAAAUGUUUCUCCACGGAGCUGAGAAUGUACUACUAUUCACGCAGAAUGUUCUAAGUGUGGGAAUUUAUCACUUACCGAACACUGAAAGCCAAGAUCCACAGCCUACAUUGAUGUUUCAGGUCACGAAAUCGGCAUCCCAUGCUGGAAUCUUGAGAGAACUGUCGUUUACAUUUACCCUUCCUUCAACUGCAUUUAAGCUUACUCCAGAGGAAAUGAGUUUUCUUCAACAGUGCAACUUCCUUCAAGCUUCAUCAAAAAGCAAGAUGUUGGCACGCGGCAAGAAAGUCGACGCCAAAAAGCUUCCAAAGUCGUCCAUGAUAGUUGACGUCGAGUGCAGGUUAACAAAAAGCGGUUCUGAUUUCUUUCAUGACGGUUUCCAUUCGGAAAAGGCAACAUGGCUCAUUGUCUCGUCUAUGGGGAACGGUCAAGCACUGAAGUUUGCAAAUGACGAUCCUUGUCUUCUUCCAUCAGCGGGAGCAGCCGUUCAGUUGCUUCCAACAGAGUCAAACACUUUCUGUCCCUCACCAGUUGCGAAAACGUUUGAUGGUUUAGAUCUCAAAGGCACUAUAUUCUGCUACCUGCCGCUACCAAUUCAUAGCGGUCUACCAGUUCACAUAAAUGGAGCAUUCGCCUUAGCCUCGAAUAGGCGUCACUUGCAAAUGAAACUGGAAGACGACAAGUCUUGCUAUGGAGUGGAAUGGAACAAUGUACUGCUGCUAGACUCUGUAACAUCUGCUCUCUUAGAUCUUCUGGAAGAUAUGAAAGGCAUUGCUCCCAAAGAUGGCUCAUACAAGUUUCAUUGUCUGUGGCCAAAGACGUCCGAAGUUCAUCGAAACUGCUUUCCACUAGUUCUGUCGUUCUACACACAACUCAGCAGGGGUGGUUAUUGUCUUUUCUCCAAUGGAGAGCACUGGGCUAACAUUACGCAAGUCAUUUUUCUUGAUCCAUUUUUCCGCAAAAAGCCCUAUAUCGGGGAGGCCGCGAAUGACGUUCUAAAAAUGUGUCACAGGGGUAGAGAAAUAGUCAUAGACUUACCUGCCGAUAUUUUGCAGUCUUUCGAAAAUUGUCGCCUGGAGAAAGCAAUCGGUGCCAGAAAAUAUAGCAAGAAAAGAUUUUUUCGUGAAGUUUUUUUUCCAAACGUUCACAUCCUCCCGGCCAAUGUUAGAGAUGUCCUGACUCUACAUGCUUUAGAUGACAGAAGUGGGGAGUUCUAUGACUUGAUAAGGCGGCACCCUUGUGUCCCAUCUACACCAUUUGGUAACACUCUUAUGACUCCUAGCGAACUUGUAGAUCCCUGCGGAGAAGCAGCGUCACUAUUUUCCCCUGAAGAUGGUAGAUUUCCUUAUGGGACUGAAGAAUCGUAUGCUCAGCCGCAAAGGUUGUCCAAGCUUGUACAACUGGGAAUGUUCUCGAAUGAUCUUCCUUGGUCCGAUCUUACAGAACGAGCCGAGAGCAUCCAAAAGCUUAAUUCAGAUAGCAGUAACGAAGCAUCAACGCGCAUAACAGCAUUGUUAUCUUUCAUGGAGAAGAAGUUAAUUCGCCAAGAGAAACCUACAUCUCAGAUUUCUGCUCGUUUGUUAAAUAUUAAAUUUCUUCCCAUUCUCCAGAAACCAAGAGAAUUUCCUCUCCCUUGGAAGGGAGAAGAACUUGUAGAAAAUUCACAAGUACUGCUAGCACCGAAUGAAGCUUUCCUAGAAGAGAAAAAGUACUUAGUGUGCUGCACAGUACCAUUAAUUGGGGUUUCCGUUCCAAAGGAAUUGAGAUCCCUGUUAGAUCUGGACAAAAAGGGAAUUACAUUGGAUCAAGUGGUACUUCAACUGACGGCAGCAGUGUCCACAAAAGUAGAUUUACUUAGUGCAUCAGAGUACAAGGAACUAAGCCUGGUCUGUACCAGUCUUUAUUCAUGUCUUCAGAACUCCCUUGCGCGUUGCAGUGAUGAAAUCAUAGCAUACCUUCAAGGAACAAGUUUUAUUCUUGUCGGUAGGAGGUUUCUUUCUGCCAAUCAGGUUGCAUUUACAUUGCCUGUUGAUUGCUCCCCGUAUCUGUUCCAAAUUACGCAUGAAUUGGCUUUGUCUUUUACCCCAUUACUGAAGGCGGCUGGUGUUAAGACCAAAUUCGAUGAACAAGAUUACAUUUCAAGCCUACAGAAAAUAAAGGAACAAGCCGGACAACAGCGCUUAGAUAAGCAAAACCUUCAAGUUGCAAUACAUAUCGCAAAGCAACUCGGUGAAACUCUCGAUGUCACCAGAACUAACAGGCAGCUGUUGGAAAUGAUAUACGUCCCCAACUCUAAAGGAAUAAUGCACCCGGUAUCUGAACUUUGUAUUAGAGACUGUUCUUGGCUGCCAGACGAAGAAGGUGUGAACUUUAUUAAUGACAACAUUCCUUUACUAACAAGUAGGAAACUCGGAGUUAAAACACGAAAACAAGAAGCCCUGAGACCCCGUGCAUAUGGGAUUCCCUUUGGGCAACGAGAGAAACUCGCAAACCGCUUAAAACGCAUUCUAACAGGUUAUCCUUGUGAAAAAGAAAUUUUGAAAGAGCUCCUUCAAAAUGCUGAUGAUGCACAAGCAACUGAGGUUUGGUUCAUUAAAGAUCCUCGACACCAUCCAGACGAAAGAGUUUUUGAAGACAUUUGGAAGCCUCUGCAAGGUCCUGCAUUGUGUGUGUAUAACAACAAACCUUUCAGAAAUGAAGACAUUGAGGGAAUACGAAACCUUGGCGAAGGAAGCAAAGGGGAUGAUCCUAACAAGACUGGCCAGUAUGGAGUCGGCUUUAACGCUGUUUACCACUUGACUGAUGUACCCUCUUUUAUGACAAAAGGAAAGGACAUUGGAGAAGUUUUGUGUGCAUUUGACCCAAAUUGCAGAUAUGUUCCUGGCGCAACACCUCAAGAACCAGGAAUGCGUUUCGAGGACAUCCCAUACUUAAGAAAGCAAUUCCCGGAUGUAUUUCCGUGUUAUCUGGAGAAUCACUUUCAAACUGAAAAUGGCACAAUGUUCAGAUUUCCUCUGAGAACAAGACAAAUGUCCGUGAAUUCUCUAAUAUCAAACAGGCUUGUGACACUUGAGAUGUUGGAUACAAUGCUAGAGGACCUUAAAAAGGAAUUGUUUGAAGUCCUCUUAUUCGUCAACAAUGUAAAAAAGAUUACCAUCUGUGAGGUUCACAAAAACACUGGAGAACUAGUUAAUUUUUACACUGUUGAGACUGCUAUGUCAAAGGAGGAUGAGACCAAAAAGCAGACCUUUUGCGAAAGGAUCAAAAAGGUUGGAACGUAUCCCCUUCCAAGUGAUAUUCCAGCAGCGAAAGUGUCUUACGUGCUGAAUAUUUCAGACAGUUUUCUCAACCAAGAGAAAUGGUUCAUUGUGCAACAGAUGGGAUUUCAGAAGGCGGUGAAAAAGAGUAUAGCGAAUGCCUUCAAGCGAAAGGAGCUGGGAAUGCUUCCUCGCGGUGGUGUUGCCUGUAUUUUGGAAAAGAAUUAUAAAGACAAUGUCGAGCGAGGUAAGAAAGCCUACUGUUUUCUUCCACUUCCAUUUGAAACGGAUCUACCAGUGCACAUCAACGCGCAUUUUGCACUGGACCACGAAGCAAGGCGAAAUUUGUGGAAAGACGAAGGGGAUGGGUAUCGCAGUGACUGGAACAAUGCCUUACUAGGAGAUGUGGUGGCCUCAUGCUAUCUCACGCUAUUAACUGAAGUGCGAGCUUUUCUUAAACUGCCCAUCUCUAGAGACGGAAAACCUUGCACCUUAACGUGUUCCGAAGGUGAGGUUUUGCAAAGCAUCAAGGCCUACGAAAGCAUCUUUCCACUCAAACCUCUUUCGGAUCCGUACUGGGAGACACUGGUAGAUUCUCUUUAUGCUGAAAUGGCAAGCAACAUGGUAAGAGUUUUACCAGUAAUAAGAAACAAAAUAGCGAAUGCAGUGUUUCCAGAAUGUGAAAGCAGGGACAUUGUUGAGCUCAGCUGGUUUCCGCCUGUUGGGCAGAGUAAACGACAAGAGGCGUUCUUUAAUGACCUUACAGAAAAUGGUCCCUUUGUCAGGCUGCCACAGAGGGAAAGAAAUGAGCUCCAGACAAAUGCAAGAAGAAGGUUUUAAGAGAUAUUACUGGAAAGUGGAUUCAACCUGGUAGCCUUCUCCUUGAACUUGCAUAAAACAUUUACACGAUCUGGAAUUCCCGCGUGUACAGUUACCCCGCGUUCAGUGGUUGAUUUCUAUAAAUCGUUAACCUCUCAAGAUCCGUUGUGUAAGAUUGGAUCCAUACCCUGCUAUAUAAGUGAAACCCCUUUCCGAGAUACCCUUGGGUUAAUUCUUGUCCUGUUGUACUGUAAAGGAAUGGCCAAUUUUACUGAUCACUUGCCGGGUCUUCCACUGCUUUUAACACAAGACAGCUGUCUUCGACUCUUCUCAACAAAGGAUCCCAAGUUUUUUUCCAGAUUUCACGAUAUCUUGCCUGGCUCGCCGCACGUCUUUGUGCAUAUGAACGUUGAUCAGAAAGUGUUCAAUGAGCCUGCAAAGUGGAAAUCAUCCUUAGUCAGGCCUUUGGAUGUAGAGGGAUUCUCAGCUCAUCUAGCCCAAACACUAGAGCUUGAUCGUUAUGGAAAAGGUCGUUUUGUAGAGUGGUCUUGGAAUCAAGACGGUGUUCCCAACCAACGAUGGAUAUCCAGAGUGUGGAUUUUCCUUAGCGACCUGUUUGCAACAGUUCUCCGUGAUCAAAGUCUACCUGAACAAACCAAGUGUUCUCAGAUUAAGUCUGCUCUUGGAUCUCUUGCCAACUGGAGUAUCCUUCCAGCUACAGAGUCUAAAAUUGAAGCGCGGACAAGCCCUUUUCUUCCAUUCAGUAUAUCUGCAACGUCCACUCAGUUUCUUGUUCCCUUAUCCAAGGCAACGGCUGUCCUCGAUUACAGAAGCCCAGAUGCUUCCAGUAAUAAUCUCUUGGAAGUUUUAAAGAAACUCGGUGUACCAGAACUCAAUUAUGCUGUGCUGUCAAACUUGAGCUCUGCGAUCCCGCUUGCACCUUAUUUGGUUUCUUCUCUGAAGAUUCCUUCAUCUCUACUUACUUCCAUCCGCCAUAAGAUAGAGAAAGACCCUCAGUCUCCUGAGAGACUGGAUUCAAAGGACUGUAGAACAAUUUUGGAGUACUUCAGUAAAAGUGUGGCCGGUCUUCAUGAGGCAGACAAAAGCAAGCUAAAAAAGCUUCCGUUCUUCCUAGCGACACAUGGUGGCUUUGUACCACUUGACAAUGAUUGCCGUGUUUGUGUCCUUCCAGUUGGGAUACCGAGAAAGGAAAUGGAAAUCUUGGAGCGACACCGAAAGUUAGUCUUCAUUGAAUCCUGGGCAGUUCUCUCAAAUUUGUUCAAAUUCCUGGAUCUAGAGUGCGUUUCUGCCGUAGACGUUUACUGCACAUACAUUCUGCCAACGUUUAACAUCUUCAGCCAAGAGGGGAGGCUAGUACACCUGGAGUACAUUCGUAAACACCUUCUUUCAGAAUUUGUAGCGGAUGAUGACAUGGACAAACAAAGGCUUAAGAACUGUUUGGAAACAACUCCAUUUAUUCCCUCCAUAGAUGGAACGCUUCAAACUGCAUCCUCAUUCUACGACCCUGACGUUGACGUUUUUCGCAUAAUACUCCCACCAACCAAUUUCCCUUUGAAGCCACUUAAUUCGCGAGAAUGGUUAAUGGUUUUAAGGACAAUAGGGUUGAUUCAUGAGGUCUCCCAUGAUCACUUCAAGAAAUUUGCCAGAGAGGUUGCAAACGAAGCCACUACAGCACGAACAGUGAGGACAUUUGAGAAGUCACGAGUUCUAGUGAAACAUCUUCUUCGCCGACACAAUGUAGUGGCUGAACAUCUUUUACCUGCCAUAGCCGACAUACCUUUUGUAAGCAGCGAGCCGGCAAGAAAAGGUCUCCGAGAAGUUUGCCUGCCGUAUCAGGGAAUGAGCGAUGAACAGAUUCCGUUCUGUACUUUCAAAGGGGCGGUUCCUUCCGAGUAUGCUGAAAUUGUUUGGACACAGGCCCAUUUACUUCCACGUUGGGCGGAUCCAAUGGCUUGCCGCCGUGAACUUAGCUUUCCCCCAAAAAUGAACACUGAGAAAUAUUGCAAGGUUUUUACUACUCAACUUCAAAUUGUUGCAGAGCCAUCUCUAGAACUUGUUGUUCGUCAUUGUCAAGCCGUUUGUCACUCCCAACAAAACAAGGAUGACGCUGAUAUUUCCUCAUUUGAGCAACGAACGACUUUAAAGGCAGUAAUGGAACUCAUUUACGAGUUCUUGCAGACAAAGCUGAACACAGGAAACGAUGUGAAAAGCUGUCUGGGGAAUACGCCAUGCGUUUUGGUCGAGCAAGGGAAGAGAUUUAUCCUUCCACGGCAGGCAGUGCUCGAAUUAUAUGAAAAUCUCGAAAUAAAGCCCUUUCUAUACAGUCUACCUCGAGAGUUUGGAAAGUUUCAUCCUUUUUUUCAUGCGCUUGGCUGUUCAAAGUAUGUCUCCAUUUCCCACUACGCUAUGGUGUUACAAAUGCUCUACCUGAAAUCUAACAACGACAAACUGCAUCCAAAUGAGAUCACAGCAUGCGUAAAAGCAGUGAAAGGUUUUUUUCAACUACUUGAAGAAAGCGCGGAAGAGUUGUCGAGCGUUCCACAGCUUUACCUUCCAGGAAUUUCCUUGAGGGGAAGUUCUUUAGAUGAGGCAGAGGGUGUUUUACCAGUGACAUUACAACAAUCUUCGUACUUGGUGUUUUGUGAUGUUCCCCCUUCCUUCCUUGAUCGUCUGCAGAAUUUUGACCAUCUUCUGCUUGACCUGAAAUCAAUGAAGGUGACGUGCAGCUCUGCCAUGACCAACUACAAAGAGCUCGUGAUGAAAUUGCCUGCUGCAUUACGACCCAAAAUGCUAUCCAGUUUAGUUAAAGAAACAAUCUCCUCGAAGAAGCAGAUAACAACCUCAUCGGUUGAAGCUGUGAAUUCUCUCAAACAGAAGCUGUCUUGCCCACAGUUCAUCGCUGCGAUUGUGAGACUAAUACGGGACGAGAACCAGAACAGGAAGGAUAUAAACGACGAUGUCAUGGCAAAUGUCGAAAGACGCCUUCGAAGUAUUGAUAUCUGCGUUGUAGAGAACCUCCAAAGCGUCUUACUUUGUGACGACAGUCCUAUUCAGGGCAGCCAAAAGGGAGUUUCUUCCGUCCUAGAAAAUAGUGUUAUCUCAGAUGAGGAGAGGUGGACGGUCUAUCUCGAUCUGGUAUCGGUGACGAACGAAACAUUUGCAUGUAUUUACAUACUUUCUGACGUAAUUGUCGACGUUUUGGAAGGUCUUCUUGGAAACAGAGCGUUGAUGAUCCCUCGCUUGUUGAAUUGUGAUCCCUGUGACAUGUCUUCGUUAUUAGAUGUUUUGGGUGUACGUUCAGAUGACUCCUACGUUUCGCGGGCAGAAGUUGAAAUCUUUCCAAAACUUGGCACUUUUAUUCCGCUUAUCGACCAUCACUUGUUAAACGAGGCCUUUGAAGAAUUUGAGCCCGGUGAAUAUGUUGGUUUUGAGCUCGAAGAUCCAACUCUAAACCGCGAGAAGGGUGAACCGACUUACAUCUAUGCAAGAGUUGUCAGGGAAGUGACAGAGAAAGGUUUUCCUCUCUUGACGAAGAGAUACAAAAUUGACGUUGGCGGUGACCAAGAAAUAGAGGUUGAUGUCGCAGACCUUUACAAGUUUCAUCGUUGGUCAACCCUAUCAUCUGCGAUUGUAGUAUCUGAACGUCAAGAACAGAGCCCUCCUGAACGACAUAGAAGCAGAAACCAGCAAGAGAUAUUUGACGAGAUCUCGAAACUUCUAGAAGAUGCGUGGAAAUUACCAGAGGAGAAACGCCGAAAAAUCAUCAAGCGGCUCUAUCUGCAAUGGCAUCCUGACAAAAACGUUGGUGAUGAGGUAUUCUGCACAGAGGUUUGCAAACAUAUCCAGAGUGAGACCUCACGGCUGGAAAGAGGAGUGCCUCGGGGAAGUCAGCAAAGCUCAGACGUUGGACCCAGCUCAAGUCAGCAUGGUUUUUACGACGACUUUUUCCACUCCUGGGAGGCACGCGCCAGGAAACACCACACACAGCGCAAAGGAUACAGAUCGAGAGAGCAGUUCCGUAGAAGCUCUGCCAGGCCAAAGAACCCGCAACCGGGAGAAGCCAAGCGGUGGCUCAAACAGGCUGAGGCUGAUAUAGCAGCAACAGAGAAUGAUAUUGUCUACCAAAGACCCUCCUAUGAAUGGGCGUGUUUCAAAUGCCACCAGGUAAGCUAG